AUGUCGAACCCGAGUAAGUCAAAGUCCUUGCGUAUUAAACUUCGAGAUCCGAUCGAGGGGUGCGAGAAAACUUUUGGUACGGUGGGUAUGGAACGCGAGAAGGUAGUAAUAACAGAUGAGGAAGUCGGAUUCGCGUCGGCUAGUAGGCGAAUCGAAGCGAAAAGGAGGGUGGUGGGUAGGGUUGGGACGGCUGACGGCUCGAGCCGCGGAGCCAACCCUCCCAAUCUGUGUGUGGAGCCAAGUCGAGCCGCCGUUGUGGGGGUUGGCACAAUUUCCCACGAGGAGAGAGAGAAGGGAGCUGCUGAGGUGGGCGCGUCUGGCAGGAGGUCGAGGGACGCAUGGGCGCAUUCCAGUAGACGUCGUUAUGGGCGUCAAGUCGUGGACUUUGGGAGCGAUAGUGAUGAUUCAAAUGAAGUUCCUUUGGCGAGUGAUCAAGCGGUGCCAAGUAGUGAAGUUGAGCUGACGGAUGAAGAGGGGGAGGAGGAUGAUAUUCCGCCAGGUGAUGUUGAGUGGAUCCAGUGCAGCUGCGGCGCAUCCUACGCCUUCGGGAUCUACUCUCCGAUCCUCAAAUCGAGCCAGGGCUACGACCAAUCGACGCUCGAGACUGUUUCCGUCUUCAAAGACAUCGGCGCCAACACCGGAAUACUUUCCGGCCUCCUCUACGCCGCCGUAUGCCGCCGCCGCAGCCGCCACGCGCUGCCGUCUGGGUGGUCGCAGCCGUGGGUCGUCCACUUGGCCGGUGCGGUGCAGUGCUUCGUGGGGUACAUGUUCAUGUGGCUCGCCGUCACCGGAGCCAUUGCCCGGCCGCGCGUGGGGGUCAUGUGCCUGUUCAUGUUCCUCGCCACCCACGCGCAGACGUUUUUCAACACGGCCAACGUGGUGACCGCCGUCCAAAAUUUCCCUGAGUACAGCGGAACCAUUGUCGGCCUAAUGAAGGGUUUCCUUGGUAUAAGUGGUGCAGUACUCAUACAAGUGUAUCAAACACUAUUUGCAGGGAAACCAAGCAAUUUCUUGUUAAUGCUUGCAUUACUACCAUCUCUUUUUUCCCUUGCCCUAAUGUUCUCCGUCAGAGUUCAUCACACGCAAUCUAUCGGCGGCCAUGAAAAGAAAUACCUAAAUGAUUUUUCAUUGAUUUCCAUGAUCAUUGCAACAUAUCUCAUGUUUCUGAUAAUCAUCGACAACAUAUUCGUCUUGUCUCAAUUGGUUCGCGCUUUCACAUUACCGGUUCUCCUAGUGCUUCUCUCUUCGCCUGUUUAUAUCGCGAUCAAGGCAAAUAAAGAUGAUGGUCUGCAAAUAACACCGGCCACUUUGAUCAAAACCCCGUUAGUCGAAAACCCUAAUCGGUCGGAAGAAAACGAGAAUAAGUCCGAUAAUAUUCUUGAUGAUGUCGAAUCAAAAGAAAUGAAUCUCGUACAAGCGAUGCGUACGCUAAACUUCUGGCUACUCUUUGUAGCUAUGAUAUGUGGAAUGGGUUCAGGGAUGGCUACAAUCAACAACAUAAGCCAAAUCGGAGAAUCGCUCGGCUACACUUCUAGAGAGAGAAGCACGUUGGUUUCGUUAUGGAGCAUAUGGAAUUUUCUCGAUCGUUUUGGUGCAGGAUAUGUAUCGGAUGUUUUCAUGCAUAAUAGAGGUUGGUCGAGGCCGAUUUUCAUGGUGCUUACGUUAGCAACUAUGACAGCUGGCCAUGUAAUCAUUGGCUCGGGCUUUUACGGGAGCUUAUACGUGGGGUCGGUUAUAGUUGGAAUAUGUUACGGUUCGCAAUGGUCGUUGAUGCCAACAAUUACUAGUGAGAUAUUUGGUGUGCUUCAUAUGGGGACUAUAUUUUACACCAUUGCUAUAGCUAGUCCUUUGGGUUCGUACAUAUUUUCUGUGAGGGUAAUCGGUUAUAUAUACGAUAAACAAGGAACGGGGAUGGAGAAUUCUUGCAUUGGAAGUCACUGUUUUAUGCUAUCGUUUUUUAUAUUGGCGGUUGUAAGUUUUUUUGGGUGUUUCGUGGCGUUGGUAUUGUUCGUAAAUACGAGGGGGGUUUAUGCUGGGAUUGUACGUAGAAGGAAGUGGGCAAGAUGAGAAUAUAUAUAUACCGAUUUGUGUAUGUGAAUUGUGAUGUUUUGAGAUAGAUUUUGGUUUCAUUUCGGAAUAUAAACGUGUUUAAGAAAAUAUUUUGAGGAUUAAAGUAAUGUUUGUUUGUAUGA
Erythranthe guttata (spotted monkey flower) is the source of this 2192-nucleotide messenger RNA. Lineage: Eukaryota; Viridiplantae; Streptophyta; Magnoliopsida; Lamiales; Phrymaceae. The record is from RefSeq and is a predicted model, not a curated record.